Messenger RNA from Uloborus diversus, 1475 nucleotides. Its product is annotated as tRNA:m(4)X modification enzyme TRM13 homolog. Bases 193 to 1473 code for a protein of 426 amino acids. The transcript has 13 exons. The record is from RefSeq and is a predicted model, not a curated record. NCBI's taxonomy places the organism in Eukaryota, Metazoa, Arthropoda, Arachnida, Araneae, Uloboridae. Gene Ontology annotation, biological process: tRNA methylation.
UCCCGCUUCCAGGAAUGAAACAUAUUUGCUAAAGUUUUCUAGCAAAAAUGUAUUGCAUUAAUGUCAUUAAUUCAUCACAAGGAAUGAAAGCUGAAAAGUUUACUCUUUUGUAAAUUUCGUUCAUUCGUUAGAUUUCGAGGUUAAGCAAGAAGUAUUUAUUUUUCUUUUAUUUUAAUUUGAAAGCCUUUGACGAUGAAUAAACGUUCAGCACCAGAGGAAGCAGCAUGUUCCUUUUUUCUUGAAAGAAAAAAACGAGCAUGUCGAAUGAAGACAGUAGAGGGUAUGUCAUAUUGCCCGCAUCAUUCUCAUUUAAACGCGGAGAAGAAUGACAAAAAGGGCUUAAGAAUUCCUUGUCCAUAUGAUUCUUCACACUUUUGCUAUCAGUCCAAGUUGGAAAAACAUUUGAAGAAAUGCAAUGCAAGAGAAAAGGAGAAGCCUGAAUAUUUUGUAAAGAAUAUCAAUGUUGGUGAUGAACCUAAAGAUGAAGUUUGCAGGGUAACGCUGAAAGAUGUAAGUGAUGAAGAACUUCUGAAUUUAAUUGAAAAGAUUAAGACUAUAUAUGCAAAAAAUUGUAGUGACAUACAAAACUUUAAUGAAGUACAUCCCAUACUUUCAAAAGAAAUGCAAGAUACUGAUGAUGGUGCUAAUUCUUUCAAGCAUAUGAAGCAGCAAGGAUCCUUGCUAGAAAUACUUUCAAAAUUUAAACUUUUAACAGAUGGCUUGUGCUUUGUUGAGUUUGGAGCUGGAAGAGGUCAGCUUAUGUAUUGGAUUGUGAAGUGUGUUUCAGAAAAAGAGAAAGCAUCUUUUAUUCUUGUGGACAAAUCUGCACAAAGACAUAAAAGUGACAAUAAAUUCAAGGGUGAAGAUUUUCACAUUGAAAGAAUAAGAAUGGAUAUUCAGCACCUACAUUUAGGAAAAAUUCCAAGUAUUAAACAAAAGUUGAAUAAGGUAGUUGGAGUGAGCAAGCACUUAUGUGGAGCAGCAACAGAUUUGGCCUUAAAUUGUUUGACAAAAACGUUAUCAUCAGAUCCAUCUGAAGAAGUCACUUCAUGUCAGGCCCUUGGACUUGUAAUGGCUUUGUGUUGUUAUCAUCGGUGCUCAUGGAGCUCAUAUGUUGGGAAGCAAUUUAUGAGACGGAAUGACAUAACUGAAUCAGAUUUUAAACUCAUGUGUUGUAUGGCAAGUUGGGCAACUUGUGGCCUUCGGAAAAUAAAAAAUGAAAAUGUCGAUCAUCCAACUAAAUGUUCAGUUACCAAUGUUGCGGAAGAUAAAGUUUUGAGCAGGUAUAUAAAAUUAGGACUUGAACACAAUGAAAGAGAAGAGAUUGGAAGCAAAUGUAAAAGGCUCAUUGAUUUUGGUCGUAUUGAAUAUUUAAAGGGUCUUGGAUAUGAUUCAAAACUCUUAGAAUAUAUUGAUAAAUCUGUAACACUUGAAAAUGUUGUUCUUGUUGCUGUGCAUGACAAAAGUUUAUAAAA